ACUUCUUUCCGGACGUUGGUCAUUAUUAAAGGAUUGCUCUUUCAAUCAUGUCAACGUUGAAAUCUUCCGUGUUACAUUCCCAGAAAUAUUCAACGGAGAGAACGUUAUCGCGGAUAACAUGACAAAGGAACGGCAUCAUUCGCGCUGCUGAAUAAGGAUUUACAAGAGAUCUCGUAGGUUAUGCGAAGGUCUUUAACUGUCAAAGUUCAUACGGCAAAAUGGAGAAACACAUGCAUUUAUGGAGAGACGCUGACAAAUUGUCUUUCACAUUCGGUGACAAGCCGAACGGCAUUAUCUGCAAACUCGUUACCAUUAAGGAUCACAUUUUUGUAGCUACUACAACCAAUAAUCUAUACCAUGGGGAAGUAUCAUUCCAGAAAGAUACUUACCCCAUGAUUACUUUUAGAAGAGCUCAAUUCGAUGUCAUUGACGUAGCAUCCAAUUCUGAGCACUUGUUCAUUGUAAAUACUAUUGGACAUGUUUUGAAAGUAAAUCCUCAGGACAUGAGUGUUGUAGAUACAAUAAUUCUUAAGGAAGAGGUCAAAUAUUGUAGCCAUGGGUUUAAAGAAGAAAAUGAGGUAGUAAAAGUAAAGUCUAUAGCGAUAAGUGAUCAUGCAGCAUUAUUUGUUACGGAAAAUGGGCAGCUCUGGGCAAGUGGUAGUCAACCACAAAUAGAUAUAAAUAGUAUAGAACCAAAGAAAGUUAGAUUUUUUGAAGGAAGGACAGUAUCCGAAGUGGCUUGUGGCUCAAAUUUUAAUGUAGUUACUGUUAGAAAGACUACUAAACUUAUAAAAGAUGAUACAGACAGCGAAAAUGACCUAGAGGAAGAAGUCUUUAUUCAUUCUUGUCCACAAUGUGUUAAUAAUGUUAUGUUGAGUCCUGGCAGUGUAACAUCAUCGGAUACGUGUCCCACGGGUCUCCAUGCACAGCAAUUUAGCGAAGAUCGUUCUACCAAUUCCAUCAGUGCUCUGUCCACUGCCAGUAAAGAACACAUUCCUCUCCCAGAAAUAGACAAGAAAGAACAACCCUCUGAUAUCAUCGAAAAUGGCGAGGAUUGCCUGAAUGAUGUGACAGAUCCUGAAAAAGAUGAGAAGAAAAAUGUGAUAUUUAUAAACACAGAGACUGCCCGGCAAUUCUUAACUAGACAAUUGUCAUGGGUUUCGUCUUACGGAAGUGCCAAGGAGGAUAUACCGAUGGAAGGUGUUGAUCGGCCAACAAGAUUAAUCAAGCAAAAUGUAUCGAAUAUGGCGAACUUAGUGUAUGAAGGAGUUAAAAACGUAGGUGGUAAAGUUGUAACUUUGUCUAGACAUAUGAGCGGAAGUUCCGAUAUUAAUGAAUCUAAAGCCGAUAGCAACGAGAACUUAGAAGAGCCGGGUAAUAAUUAUACAAAGCCUACCGCGACUAGUUUAGCACUUAGCUUGCGCUGCGAAGAAUUCCCUUGGUCGUCGAGUACGGGCUCCUCCGAGCACGAGUUAUCCCAGCAAGGCUUGAAUGAGAGGAUCAACGCGUUAUCCCGCACUGGUAGCAAUAUAUUGGCGACAGAACUCUGGACUUGGGGUGAUGUGCAGUAUGGGCAAUUAGGAACGGGGGAUAUCAUUAAACGACCGAGGCCAGUGCUGGUAGCGAAGCUUAGCCACACCGGAAUCAGAAAGAUAUCAUGUGGUGCUUUCCAUAUACUUGCUUUAACAUUAGAUGGCAGAGUAUUCGCAUGGGGCCGUAAUAAUUAUAAACAGGUGACUUUGUACACCACAAUCGAUCAGAGUGCUCCUCAACUAUUCACCACCAAAUUAGCGUCAAAUGAAAGAGCUAUCAACAUGGCAGCUGGUAAUUUCCAUACUCUAGUAAUGAUGCAUCAUGGUUUAUACUUUAUGGGGCAGUCAAGCAAAGCUGGAGAUAUGUUUCAGCUCGACAUACAAACCAAGGAUGAAUCAAACAGUCCGAGAGAGAUUUUCAGUUCUGGGCAAUAUAGCUGUUGUUCUGUGAUAAACGAGCCAGCAAUAAGUGUGUCGGAAGAUUUAAUAAAUGAUCAGAUCUUUCUGGAGGAGAUGUUGACCGUUUAUCAGAAUCUAAUCAGACCGUUCCAAAAGAAGAGUGGUGCUACCCAGGAAGCUAAUGUAUAUGAAACACUGUGCCGCUGUUACGCAGAACUAAUGCACUUUAGUGUCUUAAAUAUUAUAAGCUUAUGGGAUUACUUCAACCAUGUUGGGGAAGCAUACGAGGUCGCGAUUGUUGCCAAUAUAGAAGAAUUUAUCGCAGUGUAUAAAUAUUAUUUAAAUGCUAUCUGCGAUGUUAUAUCUCUCGGUGGUUUUACGCAUAUUGCAAAACUCAUCGAAGUGCCACAAGUAGUAUCAAAUUUAUUUAUAGACAAUCUAAAAAAUAGCGAUAUAAAGAAGAAUAAUGAGAUUGUUAUAACAAUGGCAUUGCAACAUCCUCUGUGUAAACUAAACAGGUACAAAAAUAUGAUACAUAGUUUAAUAAAAAGCAAUGGCGUAAGGAUGGGUGUUGAACGAUUACAAGAGGCUCUCGUAAAAUGGGAACAGGUGCACGACGAGCAGGAGAAACGUCAAAAGGAGGCGGAAGCUACAAAGUUGUUCUGGGAGAGUUCUGGCAAGUUGGGAGAAUUGUUGAGAUCUCCUGAUAGGAGACUGAUUAGGGAAUCGAGAACCCACCCACUGUCAAUACUCAACUCUGGUAGAUUUUCAUCUCAUUGGUUUGUGUUAUUGACGGAUAUUUUCAUACAUGUUACUGGCACUACGCAUACAGUACAUCCACUUCGAACAUUAUGGGUAGAACCCUUACCAGACUCCGAAAACGUACAGAAUGCUAUAUCGAUCGUCACGCCAGAGGACAGUUUCGUAUUGUACACUCCUACUCCUUCGGAACGUAAUGAAUGGUUGCAUGCUUUGCAAAAUACCAUAAAGUGCAGUUUGCAAAGAGUGAUUGGAAAUGUGCCUCCAUUAGCGCGAUCAAGUUCGUUCUUUUUCACAAAGCAUAAUAUUUUUAAGGAUGCAACAUAUACUGGACGAUGGCUAAAUGGCAAACCGCAUGGCUCUGGAAAAUUGGAAUGGUCUGAUGGUCGCAUAUACGUGGGACAAUUUCAUAAAGGUGUUAUUCAUGGUACUGGCAAAAUGGAAAUUCCGACGCAGGGCGUGUAUGAAGGCCAGUGGAAGGAUGGCCAGCAAAAUGGAUAUGGAACUAUGAAAUAUGUCAAUGGAGAUUUUUACGAAGGAUACUUUAAAGAUGGAUUACCUCACGGCCACGGUGUCAAGAAGGAAGGUCAUUUUAUGGCAUCGAUUGCAUCUGUUUACAUUGGAGAAUGGGCUGCUGGUGUGAAACAAGGCUAUGGAAUAAUGGACGAUAUUAUGACAGGUGAAAAAUAUCUUGGAUCGUGGAGCAAUGGAAUGAAACAUGGUUGUGGUUUAAUUGUGACACUUGAUGGAAUUUAUUAUGAAGGUGUUUUUACGCAAGACGUCCUAACGGGUUACGGAGUUAUGGUAUUUGAAGAUGGUACACAUUACGAAGGUGAAUUCAAGUCUGCUGGCAUAUUUUACGGAAAAGGUACCUUAACGUUUCGAAGUGGCGAAAGGCUAGAAGGUAACAUGAACGGUGCUUGGAAUGAAGGUGUCAAAGUUAUUGCCACGUUACACAUGAAUAAAAGCGGUGGAACUGUGCAACCUAAUACAAAACCGGCAUCUUUUGGCAAAUUGUGUGUAUCCCCGGAUCAAAAGUGGAAGGCAAUAUUUAAGCAAUGCUAUCAACAGCUUGGUAUAUCCGAAGUAGCCAGUAAAACCAGUUCCAGUUACAAUGAAAAAUCGAUAGAGACGCAGAGAGUGUGGCAAAAUGUCGCUAGUAUAAUAACCAAGUCCCAUCAAAGGACACUGCAACGGAAGAAACUCUCGGCGAAUACGUCAAACACGAAAGAGAGGAGCAGCGAAACAAUCGAUCAGUUGGACAAGAUUCCGUGCUUCGGACGUGACAAACUCACCAGUCAGACUUACAGUGAAGUGCACAAGUAUCUAGUGAAAGCUUUCGAGAGCCCGCAUCAUCCGUUAGGCGCCCUUUUGACCGAAGUAGCUGCGGUAUACACAGCUACGUAUGGUGGAGUGAGAGUACAUCCAUUGUUACUUAGCCAUGCAGUAUCAGAGCUUCAUAGUAUUACAACAAGGAUAUACGAGAUCGUGCUUCUUUUAUUCCCGGCUUUGCCACGUUGUGGUAAAGAAUAUGUUCUUGAAAUCGAUGGUAAAGAAGAAGAACAAGUUAUAAGCGCUGCUGCGAUAUUACACCCGAUAUUACUGCCACGUGUACACUCAGCACUCUUUGUAUUGUAUGCCUUACACAAUAAAAAAGAAGAUGAUGCAUACUGGGAAAGAUUAAUGAAGUGGAAUAAGCAGCCUGAUAUAACUCUAAUGGCCUUUCUCGAAAUUGAUCAGAAAUUCUGGAAAGCAACAAAUGUAAUGAACAUCACAGAUAACUCGUUACCGUAUCAACAUGAACCAUACUUCAGUGAUGCUAUAGAAACUUUACAGCAACUUAAAACCACCUUUUCGCCUUUAGAAAAGUUGUUAGUGGUCAGGAGUACAUUUGAACAGAUGACACAAGCAGUACAAAAACAAUUAGGAUCUACGUAUCUAUGGACGAUGGAUGAACUUUUCCCAGUGUUCAGUUUUGUUGUAGUGCGUGCUAGUGUGUUACAAUUGGGGAGCGAGAUACAUUUUAUUGAAGAUUUCAUGGAGCCAUAUUUGCAAAAUGGUGAACUUGGUAUCAUGUUUACUACUCUCAAGGCAUGUUACUAUCAGAUAUUACAAGAAAAAACUAAUAUGGGCGAUUAAAAUUACAAAUAUGCGGUACAAUAAAAUGAUAAACUUACACAGAUGAAGUAUAUAUGCAUAUGCGUGAAGAUAAUAUCAAAUUGGAAAAAACAAUGUAGGAUAAAUAUGGAUGCAUGGAUGAAAGAUAUUCUGGCGGAGAUUUCAGCAUAAAUCCACAUGUCACGAUUUUAGGUCAGAAAAAUUUUACAAGUCCAUUUUUAUUUACGGAUUUACAUUUAUCAACAGAUUUAUUUUCAUCAAAUUCACAAAAGCUUAUUACAUUAUGCAUAAAAUAUAUGAAAGUGAUAAAAUGCAUUUAUGACUUACAACAGAGUCUUUAACAUCUUAACUGCAUAAAUAUGUGGUAAGAUGAAAUAAGAAAUUAAUAUAACAUAUCAGUUUAUUCCUUAAUAACACUUCGUCAUUGUAAGUCAUACAUAAGUUCAUUAUUGAAUAAUAUUUGUGUCAUUAGCCAAUUUAAUGUUCUGGAAAUAAGACAUGUUUAUGUGAGUUAUACAUAGAGGUUGAAUUUCAAUACUUCCAAUUACCUUAAAUUGUCCAAGGGUACGUGCAUUAAAUAACAUUUAAAGUAACUAUGUAAAAAUUGCAUAGCUCAAUUUACAAAAAGAUACUAAAAGUUACCUUCUUCCACACAUACCUGAAUUAGAAGUUAACAUUAUAGAGGAAUCAUAAAUUAUAAUGAUCGUUAUUAGUUGUUAUUAUUGGUGGAAAUAAUCAUUAAUAAUAUUUUUGCUCAUUUUUUUCAUCGUCAUGUCUCACUCAUUAUGUCUACGUUGUUUCGUUUUACGUGAAAAAUGAUAAAAGAUAUAUCAUAAAAAAUCUUCCUUUUCAAAUGAAUACUGACGAUAAAAUACAACUACAGCAGUAGUCUUUUCUGUUAAGAAAAAAUAAUACACAUAUAAAAGACAUUUGUAGAAUAUUUUCUGAAUGUUGAUAUUAAAUAACGAUU
Molecule: messenger RNA, 5778 nt
Organism: Harpegnathos saltator (Jerdon's jumping ant)
Lineage: Eukaryota; Metazoa; Arthropoda; Insecta; Hymenoptera; Formicidae
Gene: Als2
Product: Amyotrophic lateral sclerosis 2
Exons: 14
Coding region: 219-4829 (1536 amino acids)
Biological process (GO): regulation of GTPase activity; endosomal transport
Cellular component (GO): intracellular membrane-bounded organelle; cytoplasm
Molecular function (GO): small GTPase binding; guanyl-nucleotide exchange factor activity
Source: RefSeq, a predicted model, not a curated record